GGCCAGCAAGUAAGAGUCUAACUACUAGUAAAUCACCAUAUCAACAAAAGUCACUUGACCUUACCUUCCAUCACCAUCCUGUGUCUUUUAAACACGUUAUAUCCGUAUACGUCGCGCUCAGGCUCGUGCCUCUGAUGGUGACAAUCAUUCCUGACAAUUUGCCACAUCCUGGUUCUACAUUAUUCCUGCCGUCUUUGCUUGCUCAUAUACGCGCUGCUGCUCCAGGUCUGCCACUCGAACCAAUCAUCAUCCAGGUUUUGCUUCUUUGUAUCGUUUCAGGGGAUAGAAAUCUUAUUCUGCGGACCCGUGAAGAGGAUGUUGGUCUUGUAUCCAGACUUACGACUAUCUCGCUCACAUCUAUCUUCGGUUACGUCACCCACAAAUUUCGAUGUCAUGCCGAUACGAAGUCUCAGACACCCGCUAAAUUUCUGCGGUCCCUUUUUAUCCCACCCCCAGUUAUCGCCGCCACCGAUGGCUCGCUGUCACCCCAGCACAGGCACCAUCGUUCAUCCGUGACAGUGCACAGCAGGAAGUCUUCUUUUCCUAUGUCAAUGUCCUUUUCAAGUGAUGUUGCGCGAUCCGUUCAGCCGACCUCGCAACUGCCCUCUGAUGAUCUGACCGUCAGUGCUGACGGCGGACCGUCCACAGAAACUCAACAAAGGUCAACUCGCCUGAGCCUCCAGACUGAACCCUCCGUACCCAAUCUUGGUUCUAGUGGCAAUAUGGCAACCCAUCACCGUCAUACAUCGCAUGUCAAUUCAGAUAUGCUUAAGAUACCACACGCAAUUGUCGUCUCUGGAUUAGAACAUGCUAGUUUACCUGCGCAGCGUGCUGUCCUACGGACUCUUGCAGAGAAGAAGCUCGUCGUAUCGGAUAACCACUCAGAAAUCGAGUCAGAGUUGCAGCUUGAUCUGCCAGACGAUUUUAUUAUGGUCUAUGUAUGUUGCUUAGAUCCGUAUGAGAGACCGCCUAUAUACAGCAGCCUGCUCGACUGGUUUGCUAUGAGUGCGUCUAUCAAUGUGCAGCUAUCCACACGAGCCGCGAUGCAUAAUUAUCUACCUCACCGCCCGUCAACACCAUCCACAGCACUAUCCUCGCCCUCGAUUCCAGGGUACUCAUUGCCCAAUGUAAUUAUGUCAGGCCCGCCGACCCCUCCACCAAGCAACUCCACACCCAUAAUACCAGCCACGUUCCUGGCAAAACUAAAAAUCUUAUGUGCCACUGAAGUUCGCAUGCGCCCGCCGCUAGAAAUAUACCUCGCAGAUUUAUUGACCGCCACGCGACAUUUUGGUGCGCUUGACGCCAUGAUGCUCACUGCACGUGCACGUCAAGACGCAGAGGUCCUCGCUCGGGCUGCUCGGGUGCUCGGGAUCGAUCAAACAGGGGCAGAGCUGAUUAAGGAAGCAUCGAUCAAUGAUCUAGAGCGCGUUGAUGAGAACAGCACAGAACGUGGGUAUCCCCGGUCGAGCACGAACACCCAGAGCUUCGAAGCGCCUAUCGAUGGCUCUACACUGCCAUAUGAUGUACCUGACGUGACUAGCGUGCAUACUCGCCGCAGCACGCGGAGUGUACCCCUCGAAGAUGAGGAACCGCUAGAAUUGGAUGUGUCAGAAGCGGAUGUGGCGAGGAUUUUUCCAAGGGUGGUGUCGCAUCGUGUCAGGGUGAGGGACUCGCCUGUGGAUGAAGUUCUGAGCAGCGCAGUUUGUGGGGCUGUAAGUCGACCGGGGGUGAUACCAAAAGGGAUGGAUUCAGACUGGGAAGAGGGCCCCAUUGACGUGAAUGAUCCAGAUGCUGUGUGGGAGCGAGAAACAGUUAAAGAUAUAUUGGUAGAUAUACUUUCCAAAGUAUGACUUAUCAUGAGGCGAUGACUUGGAUACAUUAAUUGGUGGCUGCAGAAGCACAGAUGCCGUUCAA
Suillus bovinus is the source of this 1914-nucleotide messenger RNA. RefSeq lists its product as uncharacterized. The coding region runs from base 135 to 1850 and encodes 571 amino acids. The record is from RefSeq and is a predicted model, not a curated record. NCBI's taxonomy places the organism in Eukaryota, Fungi, Basidiomycota, Agaricomycetes, Boletales, Suillaceae. The transcript has 3 exons.